Molecule: messenger RNA, 752 nt
Organism: Darwinula stevensoni
Lineage: Eukaryota; Metazoa; Arthropoda; Ostracoda; Podocopida; Darwinulidae
Source: the annotation of a GenBank genome assembly
AUGAAGAUGGGGAACAAAAAAGAUAAAGAGCCAGGCUCGGAACCUUCUUCUGCAGAAGAGAGUACAGAAGAAUUUAUUGUGGAAAAGAUAAUUGACAAGAGGCUCAAAAGUGGGAAGGUGGAGUAUCUCCUCAAAUGGCGAGGGUAUCCAGAUGAGGAUAAUACAUGGGAACCUGAAGAAAACUUGGCUUGCCAGGAAUUAAUAAAAGCCUUCAAUGCUGCAAGAGAUGACGACAAGAAGUCCACUACUAGUACAGAACACAAGAAGGAAGAUGUCAAGAAGAAGUCCAAUGCAGCUGAGGAUGAUGUUCCAAGAGGAUUUGACAGAGGAUUAGAGCCUGAAAAAAUCAUUGGUGCCACAGAUGCUGGUGGGGAGUUGAUGUUCCUCAUGCAGUGGAAAGGUGCAGAGGAACAUGACUUAGUACCAGCAAAGCUUGCCAAUGUUAGAUGUCCACAACUGGUGAUAAAAUUCUAUGAAGGUAGGCUAAUUUGGCAUGAUUGAGGCACAUUGCAGCCUAUGAACCUCAUCAGCAUCUUCAUGUGCUGUUGUUAUUUCUUGGACUACCUUUAUGUAUAUUGAUACUCAUGACAGGUAUUUGUGCAUAUCCUGUAUUCUUGGAUUCAUUGUUCAUGUUUGAAUGCCUCUGAGAAAGUGUGAUGGGAAAGACAGUCUUUUUGUGUGUGUACAUUUGUGCUUGUGUGGAAGAAUCUCUGAUGUAUAAAUAAAUUCUCUGGGUUGUCAUUGUUGAAGGU